AUGCAGGUGCUCCAGGAGUCCCUGGGGCUCCAGUACCUUCAGGACUUCGUAGUUGCCGGCUUUACGGCUCGGGAAGAGGGCCAGAGCACAGGAAAGGCGGAGGGGGGCCGCCUAGGUGUCCCGCCACGCGGCCACCAGGUCGCCGCCCUCUGCGCCGAGACAGCAGCGGGACCAAGCUCUUGGCGCCGCCCCGCGCCCUUCGCAGCAUCCCGGGCGGUGCCCCCACCUCCGCGCCCGGCACGGAACGGGUGCGGGGCUGGGCCAGGGCCGGCCCGGGGGAGCCGGCGGGGCGGGGCCGCCGCGCCCGCCCCCCUCCCUCCGCCGCCCGCCGCCCGCCGCCUUCUCCUCCUCACGCCGCUCGGGCUCAGAGCGGCGGCAGCAGCGGCCGCGGCAACACCUCCGGCUGCGGCUCGGCUCCUCCCGCCCGCUCCCUGGCCCCGCUCGGCCCCGCGCGCCCGGGCCCCGCGCCCCGACCCCGCCGCCUCGCCUGCCGGGGGCCUCGGGCGCCCCGCCGCCCGCCUCACGCUGAAGUUCCUGGCCGUGCUGCUGGCCGCGGGCAUGCUGGCGUUCCUCGGUGCCGUCAUCUGCAUCAUCGCCAGCGUGCCCCUGGCGGCCAGCCCGGCGCGGGCGCUGCCCGGCGGCGCCGACAACGCCUCGGCCGCCUCGGGCGCCGCCGCGUCCCCGGGCCCGCAGCGCAGCCUGAGCGCCCUGCACCGCGCGGGCAGCUCGGCCGGGCCCCCCGCGCUGCCUGGGGCGCCGGCGGCCAGCGCGCACCCGCUGCCGCCGGUGCCACUCUUCAGCCGCUUCCUGUGCACGCCGCUGGCGGCCGCCUGCCCGUCGGGGGCCGAGCAGGGGGACGCGGCGCCCAGCGAGCGCGACGAGCUGCUGCUGCUGCAGAGCACGGCCGAGCAGCUGCGCCAGACGGCGCUGCAGCAGGAGGCGCGCAUCCGCGCCGACCAGGACACCAUCCGCGAGCUCACCGGCAAGCUGGGCCGCUGCGAGAGCGGCCUGCCGCGCGGCCUCCAGGACGCCGGGCCCCGCCGCGACGCCAUGGCCGACGGGCCUGGGGACUCGCCCGCGCUCAUCCUGGAGCUGGAGGACGCGGUGCGCACCCUCCGGGACCGCAUCGACCGCAUCGAGCAGGAGCUCCCAGCCCGUGUGAACUUCUCAGCUGCCCCGGCCCCUGCUCCUGCGGUGCCCACCACCCUGCAUUCCAAGAUGGACGAGCUGGAGGGGCAGCUGCUGGCCAAGGUGCUGGCACUGGAGAAGGAGCGUGUGGCCCUCAGUCACAGCAGCUACCAGCAGCGGCAGGAGGUGGAGAAGGAGCUGGACGCCUUGCAGGACCGCAUAGCUGAACUGGAGCAUGGGUCCUCGGCCUACAGCCCCCCAGAUGCCUUCAAGAUCAGCAUCCCCAUCCGCAACAACUACAUGUAUGCCCGCGUACGGAAGGCGCUGCCCGAGCUCUACGCCUUCACUGUCUGCUUGUGGCUGCGGUCCCGGUCGGGCAGCACUGGCCAGGGCACCCCCUUCUCCUACUCUGUGCCUGGGCAGGCCAAUGAGAUGGUGCUACUGGAGGCAGGCCACGACCCCAUGGAGCUGCUGAUCAAUGACAAGGUGGCCCAGCUACCUCUGAGCCUAAAGGACCAUGCCUGGCACCACAUCUGCAUCGCUUGGACCACAAGGGACGGCCUGUGGUCUGCCUACCAGGAUGGGACGCUGCGGGGCUCCGGCGAAAACCUGGCCGCCUGGCACCCCAUCAAGCCUCAUGGGAUCCUCAUCCUGGGCCAGGAGCAGGAUACCCUGGGUGGCCGGUUCGAUGCCACCCAAGCCUUCGUGGGCGACAUUGCCCAGUUUAACCUGUGGGACCACGCUCUGACACCUGCCCAGGUCCUGAGCAUUGCCAACUGCACUGGGCCGCUGCUGGGCAACGUCCUUCCCUGGGAAGACAAGCUGGUGGAGGCCUUUGGGGGUGCGACAAAGGCUACCUUUGAUGUCUGUAAGGGGAAGACCAAGGCGUGAGGAGCCUCUCCUCCAGGGCCCCUCCCUUGCCUGCCACCCUGGGGACCUUAUCGGGAGGGGCUCCACAUUCCCUCCUCAGCCGACCCACAUGCUGGCCUCCUUCCUGCCCCACUCCUGGCUAACCCCCCCCACCUAUACCCGCACCUCCAGAACAUUGUCCUCUGACCGCACUUGGAAGGGGACAAGGAGCUCAAGUAACAGGUCAAGCCUGGGGUGAGUCCAGGGUCUGGUGGCGGGUAGGUAGCAGUACCCACAGCUUUGACCACCCUGCUGGCAUUACGUUGGAGCCGUCUCUCUUCCCAACCCCGCCCUGUCCCACCAACCAUGUCUGAUUCUACUAAUCUCAAUGGCAUCUCCCACGGAGUUGUGUGUUUGGGGAAAGGCCCACUGUCUCAGUGGCAGGGGUGGUGCCUGUGCCCCACUGCCGUGUAGCAGGCCUGGCCCCUGCCCAUUCCGGGCCGCAGCAGGCUGUAGAGCCAGCCCCUGGGCUGGGGAGGGGGUAACAGAUGGAGGUGGCACAGACUCCCUCCUCCAUCUUUCCACCAGCUGCCGGGGAGGGCAGUGGGAACCUGUUGGGGCCUCUCCCAGCCGCCACGCUGUCCCCCCCAGCCCACACCCUCUCUGUCCCUCCUCUUUCCUCAUUUCUUUGUGUACAAUGGUUUGAAUGUUGGCUCCAUGCCUGGCCCAACCCCACCUCAGUUCCCAGGACAGUCCCUUCCCGGCUCCAGCUUAGAGGGUUAGGAAUCAAGACCCUGGGAGGCUAAAGGGCUGUGUCACCUCUUGUGCCCACCCACAGCUGUGCCCACUGGCAUGGUCACCUCUCCUCCUUCAUGCCCAGGGUAGGCACAUUACCUAUCCCCUGUGCAUGGCCCUGCAGCCUCUGAGGAAGGGAGAGACUGAGAGGGCAGGGAGAAGUGUGGAGCAGUGUACAGAGCACUGGGUGAGGAGGAGGAGCCCUCGGGUCCUGGCCAGCCCUGCUUCUAAGCUGCUCUGUGGCCUUCGGUAAGUCCCUGCCCUCUCUGGGCUGGCCUUCCCCAUUUAUGAGGGGAAGCUCUUGUUUUGGUCAUUUCUGAGAGCUCUCCAGAUCUAACUUAAGAUGGUCUGUGAUCCCCAGUGGAUAGGGUGGGGCAAGCCUGAGAACCGGCCAGUUGACCAAGGGGCAUGGGUCCUGGGACUGGACAGCAGUUGGGAUCUGUCUUGGCAUAGGUGAAGGGCGAGGGCAAGGGGCAAGGGCAAGGGUCAAGGCAGAUCAACCUUAUGCACAGAUUAUAAAAAUCAGCUCUUCUAGAUCCCUUCAUCCUGGUACCCUUGCCUGUCUGAAGGUGUCUCAAAGGGCUGGUAGCUUCCUGGUCACUACUCUUGAGUCCUCACCAGCUUCCCCAAGAGAGUGCAAGAAUGUCAGAGCCUAGAAAAGCCACCCAGUCCGACCCCUUGCUUACACAGAUGGGGAAGAGCUCAGAGAGGGCAAGUGACUUGCACAGGGUCACAUGGCAUAAUGAGUCAGAGUCUGGACUAGAACCCGGGGCUUCCGACUUCCUCUUUAGUGCUCUUCCCCAGCUUCCUCCCAGCUUCCUCCCACUUCCCCACCACCCCACCCACCCUACUGUCUGGUCAUGAAGGUCUUAAGUCCAACCUAUACCUAAGAGGAUGGAUAUUUGAGAGGUCACAGUGCUUUCCAGCAUGACCACCGGAACAUCUUCCUUUAUGAAACAUGCAAACAUCUUGGCAUCCCCUGACCCCCUGGGGUUGGGGGAGAAGUGUGAGCCCCAGUCCCUCUGGCAGGGAUGGAGAACUAAGAAUGCGGGCAUCCCCCAUCCCCCCGCCAGUCACCUACAAGGUGUCCAGGCAGCUGAGGCUACCUGACUCGAGUGGGUACUGGUGCCUUUUGCCUCCCUUUUUACUCCCUCUCCCCACCCACUGUGGCCCCUUCACCCUGCACAUGGCUCAGAGCUGCAGUCUGUGGGCCCCAUGCCGUGGGGUGUCUCCAAGACUUGCCUCUGGCUCCCAGAUCUCUGUCUCCAUUUCGAGAGCACAAAUAGACCAUUCAGCACCUCAGGCUCAACUCUCCCUAGAAGGAGUGAUGGCGUGUUUCAGCCCGAACCUGCUGAGAUCAAGGUUGCCCUGGUAACAGCCAAUGACAUCAGCCCAAGUGCUGGGUCAAAGCGUCUCAUAAUGACAUAGGCUGUUGCUGGGGUGACGGCAGAAUUCGGAACUUAGAUUUCGGGGACACUGGGCUUAAUUGGGUUUCUGCUAUUGUUUUGAAGGAAGCAGGUUUUAUGGAGGCCUUGAGGAAAAGAAAGUGUCUCAGGAGGGAGGUGACAGAACCUGUCUGAUCACUGGAGCCCACCCAGGCACCACUCCAAGUCCUUUAUGCUUUGUCAUGGUAAUGAUGAGACCUCUGACCUCCCAGCCUGGUUCCUGUGCUGAGUCACCCUGGACAGCCCUCCAGAGGAAACAGGCACAAACUAGAGAUGUUGGGGUGUAGGCUCGGAGUCUGGGCCAUUUCCAUUCCAGGAAGAUGAAACCCCCAAGUCCCCACCCCUCCUCCAUCCAUUGAUCUUCCUUGUAUGUUUGCUGAAUACCUGCCAUUUGGACUCCAGCUUUGACCUUCCUCGGCUGCUCCCGGGCACAGCCAGUGAGAGCAGAAGGGGAGCUGCUCCUGCUGAUAAUAUGCUGGAGCCUGUGUGUGUUUCAUCCUUUUUAAGUGUCAGGCACUGUGCUGGGCAUCUUAUGAGCAUCAGUCAUCUCGUUUAUCCUCACAACAAAGUUAUAAGCUAGGAUAAUCCUUAGUCCCAUUAUAAAAGUGAGGAAACCAGCACAGAGAGGUUAAGUAAACUGCCCAAUGUCUGUCAGCCAGCAAGUGACAGAGCCCAGAGUUCAAAUCAACACGUUAUAUCCUGAGCCUGCCCCUCACUCUCUGUGGAGUGCGAUUUGAGCAUCUUUGCUCCUGGAGGAUUUGGGCUUGAAGGGAUGCGCCUGACCCCAUUCACCACCUUCAUGGGGUUUGAGGUGGGGAAGCAGAGGCAUAGGACAGGCCAGCCCCAGGGCCAGGGUCCCCUUGGGUGAGGGAGCGGGAGGGGCCUCAGCCCCUCAGGGACCGCGUCCCUUUACCUGUGCUCACCGCCUCAGCCCCUCUAACCGGCUGGAGUUCCCAGAGAGGGGAGAGGGAGCCCCAGGAGGGACAAGGGAGGGACACUGACGUUUCUCAGACUCCUGCUUUGGGCCAAACCCUGCUCCAGGUGCGUCGCAGCUCUUACCUGCCAGGUCCUCCCACCUCUGUGGCAUGCUGUGCUCCAGUCAGCAUCCCAAGGGCACAGAUCACUCUGCCACAACUGUGAUGACCUAGAACCACAGAUUUGGGCAGGAAGGGCUCUUGGGGGGCGCUGAAGCCCUCGAUUUACAGAUGAGGAUACCGGGGCCAUGGAGGGUGGUCAGCCCAUAGGGCCACCCAGCCGGGCGACCUGUACCCAGCUCUCAGACUCUGUGUCCAGUGCUCUCCAAGAUGCAGUGGCCUCUCCCCUCAGAACUGGGUCCCUCCUCUCCUACAUUUCCCAGCACCCUCGCUCCCUCCCAGAGAGGUCAUUCUCAUUACCCACUUUGUCUGAGCUGCCUGCCACCCAACCCCCCCUCCCCGCUCCCCCUGACCCUGCUGGGUGGGGAAGGGGCUCACAUGGGCCCAGGCUGACGAGUGAGUGAGCAUGUUCAGGCUCUCGGACACUGUGAAAUUAGUGCACCCUACUGGCAAACCCCCUUCCUUCUCCUUGCCCAAUUUUGUACAUAAAGUGACGUGAGAUGCAACAUGUGCGUAUGUGUGUGUGUGUGCGCGUGUGAUAUAUGUCAUAGUUUUUGUUACUUUUCUGUUUUUGUAAAUUUGAAUGUUCAAAAUAAACGAUGUUUACUCUGA
Messenger RNA from Manis javanica (Malayan pangolin), 5923 nucleotides. RefSeq names its product neuronal pentraxin receptor (gene NPTXR). NCBI's taxonomy places the organism in Eukaryota, Metazoa, Chordata, Mammalia, Pholidota, Manidae. The record is from RefSeq and is a predicted model, not a curated record.